CACUCAUCCCUCCUUUCUCUCACUCCAUCCCCCACUUCCAACUCCUCCUUCUCGCUCUCCACCGCUAAUUCCAACAGCUGAUUUCCAGAUCAGAGAGAGAGAGGAACACGGCGAGACAGUCCAGGGUUGGAGUCGGCUGCAGCAGAAGGAUUUAAAGCGAGCAGAAAUGCGUCCGUCAUGAAGAUCUGAGCUCCGCCGCCGCUGCCAUCAGCUCCGAGAGGAUGGCUUUCCAUGGAUCCUCUCGGCCAACAGUGUGUGGUAACUUGUUCCCUGGAUCAGACUUAGGCCACAAGUAUUUUUGUGUGAACACCACGACCGGCACUACCUCAACGGGCCUCAGCGCAACACCAAAUCCGACUGGACCCAACGCUCCCGCUGGGACUCCCAGACACCCGGCGUCUCUCGGGGGCAGUGCAGGCGGAGGUGCGGCCAUCCCACAACCUCACAGUAACCCAGCAAGUGAGGUUCCAAGUCCUGCUGAAAUGGAGCCUGAUCGGCCUAUCGGUUAUGGUGCAUUUGGGGUGGUCUGGUCUGUGACGGACCCUCGGGAUGGACGUAAGGUGGCUCUGAAGAAAAUGCCGAAUGUCUUCCAGAACCUGGUCUCCUGCAAACGUGUGUUCAGGGAACUCCGGAUGCUGUGUUUCUUUAAACAUGACAAUGUGCUGUCUGCCCUUGACAUUCUCCAACCUCCACAAAUCGACUGCUUUGAGGAGAUAUACGUGAUCACUGAGCUCAUGCAGAGUGACCUACAUAAAGUCAUCGUUUCCCCUCAGCCUCUCACCACCGAUCACAUCAAGGUGUUCCUCUACCAGAUACUCAGGGGUGAGUUCACAUGGGCAUAUGUCACUUUUGGAUUACAUUCUUCUUUUUUUUUAAUUUUGGGAAUCUGGAUGAAUGUACAUAAAAUGUUGAGCCCCAUACAACAGUUGGAUCUGAUCACUGAUCUCCUCGGGACUCCUCCUCUUUCUGCCAUGGCAUCCGCCUGUGAAGGAGCACGAGCGCACAUUCUUAGAGGACCCCACAAACCACCCUCGCUGUCUGUUCUGUACAUGUUGUCAGAUGGCGCAACACAUGAAGCUGUUCAUCUUUUGUGCCGCAUGCUAGUUUUUGAUCCAGCUAAGCGCAUCUCGGGCAGUGACGCUCUGUCUCAUCCGUAUUUGGAUGAGGGUCGUCUGCGGUACCACACCUGCAUGUGUAAGUGCUGUUACUCUGUGCCCAGCGGGAGGGUGUACACCCGAGACUUUGAGCCGCCUGCGGAUCGACCUUUCAGCCACAACUAUGAGCAGAGCAUGCACUCCGUCUGGCAAGGCAAAGAGCUCAUCCAUCGUUUUAUAACAGAGCACCAGCAAGGCAAACGAGUGCCUUUGUGCAUCAAUCCCCAGAGUGCAGCCUUCAAAACCUUCAUUAGAUCCACAGCCUGGCAUUCCUCAAAAGUAUCAAGGAAAGAAGAGAGAUGAGGUGGAUUCUGGGAAAUGUGGAUCAUAGGAGCAAGCAUGCUUUGGAGAUGACGAUAUGGAUCACAUGCUUUUGAAUGAACUCUCAGCACUCAUUCCAAUUCGACAUGGGGAUUUCUCAGAAAAACAGAUCCACUUAAACGACACUGAUGAAUAAUGCUUUUGAUGCUGCUGAGAACACUUUUAUACUGACUGUGUGCUUGAGGAUUACGGGAAAUAGAAUUUUUCCACAGAAAUAAAAAAAAAGAAAAGAAAAUAGAUUGUUGAAUAUGACUAAACGAGCCAACGUCAAUGUUGUGCAAUACAGAUAUCUGGAAUAAUGCAAAUGACGAGACUGCGCUGACCAUGAUUUCACUAACAGAUGAGAUGACAGUGCCCACGAGUCCAUAGCAUAGCCCCGGCGGCCAUCUUCAAUCUGCCGCUGUAUCUCCAAACGUUUAUCACUGUGUUCCUUUUGCGGGUUCUUAGGUUUUAUUCUGAAAAUUCUGGUAACCAAAAGUUCUUAAGUCUUCUUAUUUUGUUACCGCUUCCUCAUUCAGCUGAAUGCUUUCUGUCCGAUAUCACUCAGAUUUUCUACUUCUUUUUUGGGGGGAACCUCUCAACAUUUCUUAUGAAGCACCCUGAGCAAAUGCAUUCGAGAUUUAGAGAUGGCGGCGUCUCGUGAUGACAGACGUACGUACGUCUUUAUCUGUGGAACGUAGGUACUGUGCCGUCCCCACCUGAAGCAUCUUCUCAAAGGUCCCGCCCCCCUCCUAGGACCAAACGAGAUCGAUAUCAGUAUCCUGCUCUCUGAUUGGGCGAGGCUCUGUAGGCAUAGAAGAUAGAUUGAAUAUUAUUUAUUUUCUCUUUUUAAUUUAUUGUCGUCUUGUCCAGCUUGUUAGGUGUUUGUGUUUGGCGGACCAGGUGCGUGGGUUUCAUGGCGGCAUGAGCAAGCCAUCUGGUCCAUGUGUGUUUUUGAAAAACUGUGCAGGUUCGGAGAGUUUAGGGACUGUGCGGUGUCGUACAUUUUUAUUUGAUUUUAUUUUUUUGAAUAUUUCAUUACCUCAACCGGCCCUCACUGGGCUGGUGUAUAUAGACUGAACCCAAUCGUUUAUCAAAAAUGUACUGUAAUGCAGUCGAAUGACGUCAAGUGUGUGUGUGUGUGUGUGUGUGGAGCUCCUCCACUGGGCCGCAGUCUCUCUCUGAAUCCAUCUGCUUUUCUUUUUCCUUCAGAGCAGAUUGUCGAGACGGUGGCUUAUGGUUAAUUAUUAGAUAGCUGUUGGGGAAAUGCUGCUGUUUGUGUAAUACCUCCAAAACCUCCCCGACUCAUUUGUAAAAGUAACACGUCUAGAGCUCAGGUUUCAUAUUAUACGAUAUGGACUAGACUGUAGACAUUGUAGACGUGGGUCCAGGCAGUCGCUGGUGCUCUCUGGGUUUAUUGCAGAGCCGAAUACUCAAAAAUGCCCAGUACUGUAAGCGUUUGCCUCCUACCACCAGGUGGCAACACAAGCGAAGAGCACGAUUGGAUGUAUCAAGGCAGUUAUUGCUCAUCAAUAAUGUCUCUCAGUGCAUGUGUGUAUGGACUUCACUUGGAUUUGCAAUUGCAGUGCAUUAGGAGUUUUAUUUUAGAAAUGUUUAUAAAUGUGCUGUUGCUAUUUAAUUUCAUUAUAGGAAGGGUCCCC
Messenger RNA from Sinocyclocheilus grahami, 3115 nucleotides. Its product is annotated as serine/threonine-protein kinase NLK2-like. The record is from RefSeq and is a predicted model, not a curated record. The transcript has 11 exons. NCBI's taxonomy places the organism in Eukaryota, Metazoa, Chordata, Actinopteri, Cypriniformes, Cyprinidae. Bases 222 to 1457 code for a protein of 411 amino acids. Gene Ontology annotation, biological process: protein phosphorylation. Gene Ontology annotation, molecular function: ATP binding; protein kinase activity.